UAAUUAGAGUGAGUGGUUCUGUAUCGAUCUGUAUGAAAAUUGUAUGUAUUUAAAGCGAAUGUAAAGUGUUGUGUGUGAUGCUAUGGUGUAGAAGCCGACAUAUUGGAAAAUCUUCCGGAAAAUUCAAGGACGUCAAUCCGUCUCCCAACAAGCCCAAUAAAUUAAUAAAUAAGUAAAUAGAUAAAUUUAAAAGUCUGACCAUGAACUGGUGUAUCGUCCUGGUGUCCGUCUUCGGGGGCAUCCUGCUGAUGUAUGUCCUCCUGGAGUUGCACUACUUCUUGAGGAUGUUCCUGUGCGUCGUCUACGCCAGAUACUGCAGGAAGAAGUGUCAUAUAUUAGAUACGACGACAGUCACAGGUAUUUGUUUGACCACUGACAUAGACACUCUUUUGUACCACAUGAAUAAUGCAAGGUACCUCAGGGAAAUUGAUUUUGCAAGAGUGGACUUUUACGAAAGAACUGGAUUAUAUCGUUCCAUAAUCCAGAAUGGAGGAGCUGUGGUCCAAGGAGCAAGUACUAUACGUUAUAGGAGAUUCAUCAGGCCUUUCUCUAAAUACAGGAUUACAUCUAAGAUUGUCUACUGGGACGACAAAAGCAUUUUCAUGGAACACCGUUUCAUCAGUUGUUCUGAUCAGUUUAUUUUGGCAAUUGCCAUUUGCAGACAAAGGCUGAUAUCUUGUGAUGCUCGUGAUGCCAUAGGACGACUUUUGGAGAAUCCUUUGGCACCGGCUCCAAAAAUACCCAAUUAUAAGCCGGCGAUGCCAUUGGAGGUUGCAAAAUGGAUAGAAUCGAACGAGAUUUCCAGCGCCAUCUUACGAAGUGGUUGCUGACAGUACGCUCCUCCAGGAUCGGAGGCUGUUGAAGCAGAUGGAGCUGCUGUUGGUCCGAGCACGCCACUGGUCAACCACCGAAAGUAAAGGGAUGAAGUAUGGAAGAUCUUCGAGGAAAAGAAUUAAGUAUAAUAAUUUUAUUUUUAGUUUAAGACUCUGGUCUACGAUUUAGUUUAUUGAUUAAGUCCAGUGUGGAAAAGUGUAUGGAAUUUGUAUCAUUUAUUUGAGGCAGGUUUGUGGUAUGAGAUGACAAUUAGGGUAUAUCUGUUUCCUUUCUUGUUUAUAGAUCACUUCAAAAUUCAUUAUCAAAAUUUUUUCUUGUCCAUUUAGACCUUCAUCUUUUUUCACCAAUUUAAUUGGCCUUUAAACAGGACAGUUUCUUUACAGUUUUCACUUUAGACAAAAAAGUUUUUUUCCAGUAUUUUUUUAGACAGUAGAGUUUCUUCCCAGUUUUCUUUAGACAGUAGAGUCUUUCUCCAGUUUCCUUCGGACAGCAGCCUUUCAAGUUUUCAUUAGACAUUAAAGUUGGAAACAUUUUGCAGUACUUCUUCAAUUUGCUGCCAUCUCACAUUUAAGUUCAAGAAUUUCUAGUCCUUUCUUUUCUCUUUUGAUGACGUCACAGAAAACAUUUUUCUCCAAAUAUGGAUUCAAUCCAAAUUUUUUAAUC
This is a messenger RNA of Ctenocephalides felis (cat flea), 1497 nucleotides long. RefSeq names its product protein THEM6. NCBI's taxonomy places the organism in Eukaryota, Metazoa, Arthropoda, Insecta, Siphonaptera, Pulicidae. Bases 201 to 830 code for a protein of 209 amino acids. The transcript has 7 exons. The record is from RefSeq and is a predicted model, not a curated record.